Messenger RNA from Plectropomus leopardus (leopard coralgrouper), 3513 nucleotides. NCBI's taxonomy places the organism in Eukaryota, Metazoa, Chordata, Actinopteri, Perciformes, Serranidae. The record is from RefSeq and is a predicted model, not a curated record.
AUGACCCCCUUUUACUUCAUUCGUCCAGAAAUGCGAGAAAAGCAAAGUGUUCUUCAUAAAUCCAACGUGACACGGAUAUCAUUUGGGGGGGCGAAUUACGAACAGGCACACUUCACAGUGGCACUGUCGGGAAAGACUGGACUGUGGUGGAUUGGCCUGCGUGCUCAUGGAGGGGCAGGUGGAGGGGUGGACUACAUCUGGGACAACGGGUCACCGCUCACCUUCACUCACUGGGACAGAGACCAGCCAGAUAAUGGGGAUGGCACUUGUGUGGCCAUGACAACGGGACAGAUUGGUGGUUUCUGGGAUGACAAACCAUGCUUAGAAAAACACGCCUUCGUCUGUGAGAAACCAAGGCCUGAUAUCACCCCACCCACCAAGCCGCCCACUCCUUCUCCUGUACCGGGAUGCACUGAGGGCUGGAUAGCUAAGCCUCACUUCAGACACUGUUACAAGCUCUUCCACAAUGUGGACUGGUCUCUGAAGAAGAGCUGGGGAGCAGCACGUGAGGACUGUAUCGCCAGAGGAGCUGAUCUGAUCAGCAUCCACACUCAGCAGGAGGAAGAGUUCGUGUCUCUCUACAGCAAAGCCAGCAGCAAGUGGAUCGGCCUCAAGCACAACCCUACAGAAGGAGGCUAUUCUUGGAGCGAUGGCACACCUCUCUCCCACACCAACUGGGGCUCUGGGGAGCCCAACAACCACGAGGGUCGUGAGGAGUGUGUAGAGAUGGUGAGCAGCACCAACGGGACCAUCUCCUGGUGGAACGAUCUCAACUGUGAUGCUCACCAGGACUGGAUAUGUAUGAUUGCUAAAGGAAAGACCCCCAUCCUGCCCCCUGUACCCCCAACUCCUCAGCCAGCUACUGACUGUGGUACCAACCCUGGCUGGAGGAAGAACAACAACAUCUGCUACUACUACAACGACACCGACAUUGUAGACUUCCACACGGCUAUGGAGCGCUGCUUUCAUGAGAAGGCCUUACUCGUCUCCAUCCUCAACAAAAAUGAACAGGCAUUCGUCAACAGCAUGGUGGGGACGGGAAAGGUUGCUGCAGCUUGGAUUGGAUUGAGGAUGUUUGGCAUUACAGGUGGACAAUACAUGUGGGUGGACUUCUCCCCCCUCACAUACACUCACUGGGGGCCAGGUGAGCCCAACAACGCCAACGGAGAGGAACAGUGUGUUCAGAUGAACAGACAUCAAGGUGGAUGGAACGAUGCCAACUGUGGUCGGGUUGGAGGCUACGUCUGCAAGAAGAACCCCGGAGACAUCCACACUCCUCCUCCACCCACACAGCCUUGGAAGGGGAAUUGCCCAGCAGGUUGGAUGCUUUUUAGGAAUAAAUGCUUCAUGUUCAAAGGGAAGAAAAAUGACAUUAAAGGCAAUUGGACUUUUGCUCGCAAUUGGUGCAAAGACCAAGGAGGAGAGCUGGCAGUUAUUGACGACCAGUAUGAGAAUGACUUUGUUGCUAGUUACCUGAGGGACUUGGAGCUUCCCACGUGGAUCGGCCUGUCAGACCGUUUGGAAGAGAAUCAGUACACCUGGAGUGACGGGGUCAGCUCUGUGAAGUAUACCAACUGGAACACCAAAGAGCCCAACAAUGCAGGAGGAACGGAACACUGUGUAGCGAUGACUCACGGCCCCCUGGUGAGCGGCAAGUGGAACGAUGACGCCUGUCAUAAAAAUCACAGCUUCGUCUGCUACAGGAAGAAAUCGAGCGACAUCCAACCUCCACCCACAACUGAGAGCCCCUGCCCGGAUGGCUACAUCUCCUGGUACCAGAACUGCUACAAGCUGGUUGAGCAGCCGGCGACCUGGGACGCUGCUCGGGCAGCCUGCAAGCAGCAAGGAGGCGACCUGACCAGCAUCGACAUGAGCUACGACCAGGCCUUCGUCGCUGGAGCGGUCCUGCAGGGCAAAUUUGAUGCCUGGAUCGGACUCAGACGCCAGGAUGAUGGCUCCUACACGUGGACAGAUGGCUGGCCAGUUUUCUUCACUCAGUGGGGACCAGGAGAGCCCAGCAACAUUAAAGAUGAGGGCUGCGUGAGCAUGCAAGGCUCACCGUUUUUCCACGGGACCUGGAACGACACCAAGUGUGACGUAGCUAAACCCUACAUCUGCAAGAUCUCCAAAGAGAAACCACCACCGACUCCCGCCGCUGGUGAUGGGAAGUGUCUGCCAUUCUGGGUGCCGUACGGACGCUACUGUUACUACGUGUACAAUGGUAAGGACGGUUACUCUUGGCCGGACUCCCGACACUACUGCCACGCGGCCAGGACAGAGCUGGCGUCCAUCCACAGCAGAGCGGAGGUGGAGUUCAUCAGGAGCCUCAACUACACCAAAUAUCACAACAUCUGGAUCGGCCUCACCAGGGAUCGCAACUUUGGCUGGGGCUGGACUGAUAAGACGUCUGUGGGCUUCCUCAACUGGGCUCCCGGUGAGCCCAACGCAGCAUUUCACCCCGGGGAUGUGGCCGAGGAGAACUGCGUGGAGAUGUACGAGGACGGACGCUGGAAUGACAACAACUGCUUGCAGAAAAGAGGCUUUGUAUGCCGCCACCGGCAGUACUAUACAACAAGUACUGACUUUAGUCCAGUGUUCCCAACUGACAACCCAACUCCAAGUCCAGAUCCAGGUCCAGGGGACAAAACAGACGGAGGGGUGAUUGCCGGCGCCAUUAUAGGAACCAUUUUGGUUUUAUGCCUGAUAGCUGGAUUGCUGUUCUAUAUCGUCAGAGUUCGGGGGUAUAAACUCAGCGACUUCAGCCUGCCGACGAGAACGACCAGCGCAACCACUCACGUUGAUGUGCCGGCUUUCAACAACCCAAACUUCGGAGGAGAAUCAGAUACAUAAACAAUUAUCGCAGUGUUGUACAGUACAUUGAAGUCUUUAUAAACAAAUCAGUGAAAAUGUUAAUUUAGGUCUCUAGAGUGUAACGAGAUUGAUUGUAAAUAUUUUAAUACACUAAUACAAAUAGCUCGUUUUAAACUGUUUUCCUGUGUUGCACUUACGUUUUUGAUGUGCAACUGUUUUUUGUUUUUUUUUUAAAUGUUUUGAGUGAUUUGUACUAAAUGGCCGUAGUAAUGCUGCGUUCACAUGGACUCAGGCAGAUGGGCAAUACCUUGUGGACAAGAAAAACGAUUUGUCAGACAGAAUGUCAGGAAUGUAGAACGACACAUGCAUGACGAUAUGUAGUGAUGGUGAUACCGUAUCUUUCACAAAGAACAGAAUGAAAUAUAUUUUUUGUGAUUUUUUUAGUAAGUUCCACUAAUUGUUCAGAUCACUCAGACGUUGCCUUUGUUAAGGAACUGCGCAACAUUUUGUUUUAAGUUGUGUUAAAAUAUUUUAACUGAGCAGCAUUGCUGCUGUUCUCUCAUCCACUAAAAUGAUCCAAUUUGCCGUCCACCUCAUUCCAUGUAAAUGCAGCAUAAACAUCUGUAAUUCACUGUUAUUUACUUACCAUUGCCAUCAAAUUUUGUAGUUUUUUCAACUACAAUAAAUUAAGAGUAAACAAUA